AAUUAAUGAACAUCUUCGAACAACACAAAGAAAAAAUCUAUCAUACCUAAACACACGAUCGAGAUAUAUAGAUAUGGAGACUGUAGUGGUGAUUGUGGGAGCUGGACCAGCUGGUUUAGCAACAUCAGUUUGUUUAAAUAAACACUCAAUCCCAAACUUGAUCCUCGAGAAAGAAGACGUAUAUGCAUCACUUUGGAAGAAACGAGCCUAUGACCGUCUCAAACUUCACUUAGCCAAAAACUUCUGUCAGCUGCCUUUCAUGCCACAUGGUCCCGAUGUUCCAACCUUCAUGCCCAAAGAAUUUUUCAUAGAUUACCUUGACGCUUAUGUCACCCGUUUUGACAUAAAUCCUAGAUAUAACCGAACCGUGAAGUUCACAAUGUUUGACGUGUCUAACAACAAGUGGAGGGUAGAGGCCGAAAACACAGUGACCGGAGAAAUCGAAGUGUACUGGUCGGAGUUUGUCGUGGUCGCAACGGGAGAGAACGGAGAUAGAUACAUUCCUGAGGUAGAAGGACUUAAUAAUUUCUAUGGCGAGGUUGUGCAUUCCAGUAUGUACAAGUCCGGACGUGACUACAAAGAUAAAAAUGUUCUCGUAGUCGGAGGAGGAAACUCCGGGAUGGAAAUAAGCUUUGAUCUAAAUAACUUCGAUGCUAAUACCGCCGUUCUCAUUAGGACUCCGAGACAUAUAUUGACCAAAGAGGAAGUAUACGUGGGGAUGACACUGUUGAAAUAUUUCCCGGUGAGAAUGGUUGACACAGUAGUGAUGAUGAUGUCUAAGGCAAGAUUAUUUAUAUACGGAGAUCCCUCCAAGUACGGGCUCAUCCGACCAAACCAAGGUCCUUUUGUCACGAAAUUCUUGACCGGGAGAACUCCAGUCAUUGACGUGGGGACUGUCCGAAAAAUUCACGAAGGAAAGAUUCAGGUUAUCAAUGGUGGCAUAAGAAGCAUCGAAGGCAAGACCUUGACGUUUGAAAAUGGACUGAGACAAGAUUUUGAUGUCAUUGUGUUUGCGACUGGUUACAAAAGCUCUGUAUGCAAUUGGUUAAAGAACUAUGAGUACGUGAUGCGGGAUGAUGGCUUCCCCAAAAAUCCAAUGCCAGAUCAUUGGAAAGGAGAGAAAAAUAUUUAUUGUGCUGGAUUUUCAAGGAAGGGAAUCGCUGGAGCCGCUCAAGAUGCGAUGUCUGUGGCCCAAGACAUCAAAUCUAUUUUGGAAACGGCCAGAUACUAAGGAAUUCUCAAAACAACCACCAGAAAGAUUGGAUUACAAUAUACACUUAUACUAGGUGAAUCACCGUAUGUAUACGCAGAAAUUGAUAUUUAGUAAAACAAUAAUUUGUAAUAGUUAUUAAUAUUUAUUUUGUUUUUGUUUUA
Molecule: messenger RNA, 1374 nt
Organism: Brassica napus (rape)
Lineage: Eukaryota; Viridiplantae; Streptophyta; Magnoliopsida; Brassicales; Brassicaceae
Product: probable indole-3-pyruvate monooxygenase YUCCA10
Exons: 4
Coding region: 74-1231 (385 amino acids)
Molecular function (GO): monooxygenase activity; NADP binding; flavin adenine dinucleotide binding
Source: RefSeq, a predicted model, not a curated record